UCUCUACUCCAAAGGCCGUGUGCUCGGAUACAAACGUGCAAAAUCCAAUCAAUCACCAAAUACAACUUUAAUUAGAAUCGAGGGUGUUUCGACAAAAGAGGAAUCACAAUUCUACCUCGGAAAACAUAUCGCUUAUGUGUAUCGAGCAAAGCGAGAGAAAAAUGGGAGUAAGAUUCGAGUUAUUUGGGGUCGAGUGACACGACCUCAUGGAAAUGCCGGCGUCGUGAAAGCCAAAUUCCGAAAAAAUCUACCGCCAAAGAGUUUUGGAGCUAGUGUGCGAAUUAUGCUGUAUCCGUCACGAAUUUAA
Molecule: messenger RNA, 307 nt
Organism: Ambispora gerdemannii
Lineage: Eukaryota; Fungi; Glomeromycota; Glomeromycetes; Archaeosporales; Ambisporaceae
Source: the annotation of a GenBank genome assembly